GGCCGGCGGUCUUUCCUCCUCUCCACGUCGUCGUAUGCAGCAGCUUGGGAGGGGAACAUCUUCUCAGUCAGAACAACGGGAUUCGGGGCCCGCCACGGACAUACAUGCAACCCCGCUACCGCCGUUGGCACUGAAGACGGGCCACCCAAAUUCUACACAAGAGUGCCACAGCCAGAGCAGAAAGAAUGCGAGUGGCCAACGGAGCCCUCGCCUCCAUGGCCUUCACGGGCGUUGCAGCCGCGAUGCUGCUGCUGCUAAGCUUAACAGAAACUGACGCUCAAAUACUUAACCCACCUUACUUCAACUUGGCCGAAGGACGGUCCAUCUGGGCCACAGCGACGUGCGGAGACUCAUCGCCGGACGAACUCUACUGCAAGCUGGUCGGAGCAAACUUGGACGCCCAGGACAGUCCUAACAUCAACCUGAUCCAAGGCCAGGUCUGCGACUACUGCAACAUGAGUGACCCUAGAAGAGCCCAUCCGCCCGAAAAUGCCAUCGAUGGUUCCGAGAAGUGGUGGCAGAGUCCGCCCUUGUCGCGAGGCACGAGGUUCAACGAGGUCAACCUCACCAUCGACCUCGGUCAGGAAUUCCACGUGGCCUACGUAUUCGUCAAGAUGGCGAACUCUCCUCGGCCGGGCGUCUGGGUUCUUGAGAGGUCAACAGACAACGGCGAGACAUACAAGGCUUGGCAGUACUUUGCCGACACGUACGCAGACUGUACCUCCUACUUCGGUCCCAACGUGGAGGACCACAUCAGCAAGGACGACUCGGUCAUAUGCGAAACAAAGUUCUCCAAGGUUGUUCCUCUGGAAGGCGGUGAGAUGGUGAUCUCCCUUCUGAACGGUCGUCCCAGCGCUGACAACUUCACAUACUCGCCGGAGCUCCAGGAGUGGACAAAGGCUACCAACGUUCGUGUGCGUCUCUUGAGGACCAAGACCUUGUUGGGGCAUCUCAUGUCCGUCGAACGUCAGGAUCCAACAGUCACUCGUCGGUACUUCUACAGCAUCAAAGAUAUCAAUAUUGGAGGUCGAUGCGUCUGCAACGGACAUGCAGACACUUGCGACGUAUCUGAGCCCACUGCUCCAACGAAGUUGCACUGCCGCUGCCAACACAACACUUGCGGUCCCCAAUGCGACCAAUGCUGUCCAGGGUUCCAGCAAAACAAAUGGAGUCGGGCAAGCAUCGACAACCCACACGUCUGCGAGCCAUGCAACUGCUUCGGACACUCGCACGAGUGUGUCUACGACGAAGAAGUGGAUGCCGAGCAGCAGAGUCUCAACAUCCACGGCAUCUACGACGGAGGAGGUGUUUGCCAGAACUGCAGACACAACACGGAUGGCAUCAACUGCGACAAAUGCAAACCUGGCUAUUUUAGACCUUAUAACAAGCUACUCAAUGCUACUGAUGUCUGUCACCCAUGCCAGUGUGACUUGACCUUCUCAUCGGGAAACUGUGCGGAAGGUUCCGGACAGUGUGAGUGUCGUCCGGAGUUCCUGCCGCCUCACUGCGACCAGUGCAGCGUCGGCUACUACGGAUUUCCAGCCUGUCGUCCGUGCGACUGUCACUCCGAGGGAACCAGAGGUCGCGUCUGUCAGGUCCAGGGAGGACAGUGUCCCUGCAAGCCAAACUACGACGGAAAGAACUGUGAUCGUUGCGCAGAGGGGUAUUAUGGCUUUCCAGACUGCCAACCCUGCCACUGCAACCCUGGUGCGUCUGUGGGCGGGAACUGUGAUGCAGAGACUGGCCAAUGCGAAUGCAGAAAUAGCUACGGUGGACGGCAGUGCCUUCACUGUGAAGUCGGUUUCUAUGACUACCCGGCAUGCAAAUACUGUUCCUGCGACACGACUGGCACCGUUGAGGACGUCUGCAACAACUCAACCGGAGAAUGUCUCUGCGAGACCGGAUACGGUGGACGACGUUGCGACCAGUGUGCUCCGGGAUUCUACGGUUACCCUAAUUGCGUUCCUUGCGAGUGUGACGAGAGGGGCUCCCUGGGCACCGUCUGCGACAUUCGGGGAAACUGCCGCUGCCUCAACAGCUUUACGGGACCAAGAUGCGACAAGUGUGCUCCGGGCUUUUAUUCGUACCCGGAUUGCUUUCAGUGCGACUGCGACCCGUACGGUUCCAUCGGUCGUUCUUGUGAUCACGAAGGAAAAUGCGUCUGCCGGCCCAGCUUCGAGGGCGACAAGUGCGAUCAAUGCAAAAAGGGUUUUUACAACUACCCACGUUGCGAGGGGUGCAACUGCAACCCUGCUGGUAUAGUGGCAACGUUCGGCGGUUGCGGAAGCCUCCCUGUCGGCGAACUUUGCGAGUGUAAGGAACGGGUCAUGGGCCGUAUCUGCGAUCAGUGUCGACCUCUUUACUGGAACCUCAAGUCUGGAAAUCCCUACGGCUGUGAAGAAUGUGAGUGCCAUACUCCUGGUACCAUGGGUGGAAUGAACGUCUGCGAAGGACAGUCAGGCCAGUGCCACUGCAAGCCUAAUGUUGGAGGACGGCAAUGCAGCGAGUGUCUUGAAGGCACUUACGAGCUUCAAGAGGGUGACUUAUUCGGUUGUCAAGAUUGCGGUUGUGACGUUGGAGGGUCGGUUGGUACCUCGUGCGACCCUGGCACCGGCCAGUGCCGGUGUAGACCUCGGGUGACAGGACGUCGCUGCGACGAGCCUCUUCAGGCUCACUUCUUCCCUACGUUACAUCAGCACCGCCUCGAAGUCGAAGAAGGCAGAACGCCUUCGGGAGUUCCAGCCCGUUUUGACUUUGACAGUUCGCUCUUCCCCGGUUACUCGUGGAGGGGCUACGCCAUAUUUUCAAACAUUCAGAAAGAAAUCUUGAUGGACCUAGACAUCCAGAAGCCCAGUCUCUUUCAGGUUAUCGCGCGUUACGUCAGUUUAAACGGCGAUAACGUAUACGCCAACAUCACGUUGACGCCAGAUACAUACGGAGAGACCAAGCAGAGUGAAAUCAUGGUGCUCUCUCCAAGCAGAGAUCCCAGGUUCCAAGCUGUGGUCGGACCAGAUGGUGUAACAGCCCUACCGUUUGUGCUCAACCCCGGCAGGUGGACUCUGUCUGUGCAAGUACAGAAGCCAAUCUUCAUGGACUACGUUGUGGUUCUACCAGAAGCCUACUACGAGGCCACACUGCUGCAAGAAGACGUCCGCAAGCCCUGCUCUCCUGGCUCCCCGGGACCUUGCCGCCUGAUGCGUUAUCCAGACCCACCGGACAGUGCAAUGGUUUCCUUUGUGAUGGAAGAUGGCUACUAUGAAUCGGAUGGUGCCACUGAGUCCAUCAGCCCUGUGGUGAACUUCCCGUACAUGGAGGACAUAGGCCAUGGAUCUAUCGCUGAAGUCAACUCGAAUCAUCCAUCGGUGGCUAUGCAAGUAACAGUGCCAAAAUCGGGUUACUACGUUUUCCUAGUCUCCUACCAUACGUUGGACGGUAACACGUCUACCACAGCGGACUUUGAAGUGUCCGAAGCUGGAAGGACGGCGUAUGGAAAACUGAAUUUGCCUCUCUGCAAUUACGGCUUCCUAUGCCAACAGGUCGUGAUAGACGACAUGAACCGUGUCUUGGAGUUCGAAUUCAAGAACAACACGGGCGAUGUUCGCUUUACUGCGGCUGACGGUUCGGAGAUUGGUGUCGGUAAGAUUAUGGCCAUACCGGUGGAAGACUGGCACACGGACUACGUGGUUCCGAAGGAAGAGUGUGUUCAACGUGAUGGCGAAUGCAUGGGGGCGUUGUUCCCAUCCUCGUCGCCAGCUUCUAAGGUGGAAUUUGAAAGCGGAGAAAACGCGGACCGCGUGACAGAGAACUUCCCACCAACACUUAAAGACAAUAUGACGCGGCUUGUCUUCUUGGACCUUUAUAACCCAAAGAUCGAAAUUCGUGGUACUGUUCCAGCUCCUGGACCAUAUGUAUUUGUUGUCCACUAUUACCAGCCAGAACAUCCGUCUCACAAGCUGGACGUCAAGAUUGAGGACGGAACUUCGUUUGAGGGCGAACUUCCACUGGAACACUGCGCCUCGGCGUCGGGGUGUCGUGCUGUUGUACGCGACUCGCAAACGCAAGGUCGUGACUUUCAGCUGAACGGGGACUUCACACUCAGGUUUAUUCAGCCUGACGAGAAGAAAUCAGUUUGGCUGGACUACGUCAUGGUUAUUCCAGAAGACCAAUUUGACGGGUCCAUAAUGAAUCCACUUCCGUUGGACAAAGCCGUUGAAUUUAUCAAGCAGUGUGGCCAGAACAGCUUCCAAAUGAAUGAAGAAGCCAGCGACUUCUGCAAAGAAGCAAUCUUCUCGCUGACCACGGAGUAUAACAACGGAGCCCUGCCCUGUAGGUGCAACGUCGACGGUUCCAAGUCCUUCGAGUGCGAGCGCUUCGGAGGUCAAUGCCAAUGUAAGGAUGACGUCAUUGGAAGAACGUGCUCCCAGUGCCGCACUGGCUAUUUCGGCUUUCCGAACUGCCGUCCCUGCGACUGUCCGAACACCGCUGUCUGCCAUCCAAUCACGGGCCAAUGCAUCUGUCCACCACGAGUGACGGGAGAGAAAUGCGACACGUGCGAACCCCUUACAUUCGGGUACACACGGAUCAUUGGUUGCGAGGAGUGUAACUGCAAGCGAGAAGGCGUCCAUGGAGGCAACAUGCAGUGCGACCUGCAAACUGGUCAGUGCCAAUGUAAAAGCAGCAUUGUCGGAAGAACAUGCGACGAGUGCAAGCGUGGCUAUUGGAUGUAUCCAUAUUGUCGCCUCUGCAACUGUGACUUGCGUGGAACAGUCGAGGAUAUUUGCAACCAGGACACUUCUGAGUGCUUCUGCAAGGAAAACGUAGAAGGCGAAUCGUGCGACCAGUGCAAGCCAGGCACCUUCUUCCUGGAAGAGCAUAAUCCGCUGGGAUGCACGAAGUGUUUCUGCUUCGGAACUACUGAACGAUGCGCCAGUGCGCACAUGUUCCGUGGCCAGGUUACGGAAAUGGACGGUUGGACGGGCGUGGAACUCAACAUCGUCGGAGACUUGAAGGAACAAGUAUCAAGCGUUUAUAUUGAUGCCUCACCGAACUUUCUUCGCGCAACCGAAUUUCCAGAGGAACCUUCUCCUGGAUCUCCAUUCUUCUUCUCUGCACCUUUUCCAUACUUGGGAAAGAAGAUUACGUCCUACGGCGGAACAGUUUCGUAUACCAUCGUGACGAAGACUGAUAACGACGUGGACUUCGGCAGUAUCCUCGGUGCAGAUGUCAUCCUAACGGGCAACAACCUGACUAUCGCUCAUGAACAUGCUGAGCAACCAGCCGCUGGCAUCCCUCUGGAAAUCAGCUUCAAGCUGGUAGAGAGCGAAUUCCGCCAGCUGAGCGGACGCAAAGUAACGCGAGAGCAGCUCAUGAUGGUGCUGGUCAACUUGGAAGGUCUGUACAUCCGUGGUGCUUACUUUCAUCCUGCCCUAGAAGUGCGCGUGACAAACAUCGCAAUGGAUAUCGCCCUUAACAAUUACGUGCAAAACAGCCAGCAAGCUCUCACCGUGGAACAGUGUCACUGCCCACCGAACUACAGGGGGUCCUCCUGCGAGGAAUGUUCUUCCGGUUACUACCGUUCCAAGACAGGUCCCUACCUCGGCUUCUGCGUCCCCUGCCAAUGUAACGGUCAUUCGGACGAGUGUGACGUUGUUACUGGAAAGUGUCUGAACUGCAGGCACAAUACACAUGGAGACCAUUGUGAUAUGUGCGCUGAAGGCUACCACGGCGACGCACGUCGAGGAUCGCCUGAUGACUGUCUUAUCUGCGCUUGUCCACUUCCUAUUCCAUCGAACAAUUUCGCUCAAAGUUGCGAAGUGUCACCGAGUGGACUGGAAAUCAGCUGCAACUGCAAGCCAGGCUACUUUGGACCUCGAUGCGACGUUUGCGACGCCGGAUACUUCGGGCAACCGGACGUCAUUGGCAGCACAUGCGAACCGUGCAAGUGCAGCGGGAACAUCGACACGAAUAACCCCCAGUCGUGUGACUCUGUCACGGGCGACUGUGUGCUCUGUUUAAACAACACAUCUGGACCUGCGUGUGAGCUAUGCGCUCCAGGAUUUUAUGGAGAUGCCAUACUUGGGAAGGACUGCCGAAAGUGUCCAUGUGAGAAGUGUGGUACCGCCAGAUGCGACCACAGAGCAGGAGUUUGCGAAUGCAACCCGAACGUCGUCGGUGAUCUCUGCGAACGAUGUGCGCCAAAUCACUGGGGAUACGACAGUUGCCAAGGCUGUCGAGAUUGUCACUGUGGUGCCGCUUCUUUCUCCGACCAAUGCGACCUGCAAACCGGACAGUGCAGCUGCAAGCCAGGUGCAGGUGGGCAACGCUGUGAGGUCUGCGAACCUGGCUACUGGCGCUACUCUGAGGAAGGCUGCGUGUCAUGCAACUGUGCGGCCAAGUUCUCGGCGGGUGCCGUGUGCAACCAGUUAACGGGACAGUGUCAAUGCCUGCCCGGCGUCGUCGGCGACAAGUGCGACAGUUGUCCGCAUCGUUGGGUGUUUGUCGAGAGGCAAGGAUGUCACGAGUGCGGCGAAUGCAUUCAUGCUCUUCUUGACGACACUGAUGCCCUUGGAGAUGACCUUGCCGGAAUUCACACCGAAGUCAACACACUCUCAGCUUCGUACCUGGCAAAUCAACGGCUGAUGCGCAUCAACAACACCGCACAAGAACUACGAGAUGAGCUGGACGCCUUCGACAUUGAACCGAGCGGUAUCAGCCUCACUCCACUGUCUGACAACGUUGCAGGCAUCGAAGCCCUCGUUUCCAGCCUCCAGAGAGAGUCGUCCAAUAUGGAGCUAUCAGCCCAAGCUAGCGAGAACAAGGCUCACAGUACAUUAAAGGAUGCCAUAGAAGAGGAAGCUUUUGUGAAGAAGAUUAUUGAAGACAUGCACGCUAUCCUGCGCACUCUACGUGAUUUAGCGGACGGCAUCGGUUUAACUGCGCCCAGUAGCAUCGACAGAGUUCUAGACCAGGCCAAACAUAUCAAGACCGAACUGGAGGAAAGAGACUUCACAGAACGCAAGAACGACACCCAGGACACACUUGAGCAGGCCCGCGAAAUUCUGGAACGUGCUCGGGAAUUCGCGCUUCCGGCGGACCAGAACAACGCGACACUGCACGAAGUGAAGAGAGCUCUCGAGGAACUGCAAAGUCGUCUGGAAGAAUUUGGUCACUUGAGUCGCGGAGUGAAAGAAGAGGUACAAAGAACAGAGGAACAACUGCGCAUGGCCCACAGUUCUCCCGUAAAGGGAAUAAUCGCCCAGAGCCAAGAAAUCGAGGAGAAGAUUGACGUGACCCUCACGGAGGCUCGAGGGCUUUUAGAGGGAGGCUACGAGUUCAACAACAUAACAGAUAGAGUCUUUGGUCCUCUCCAAGAGUCAGCAGACAGGCUGGAAGCUAUGGCUGAACUACUCGCAGAAGGGCUGAAAAAUGUCACUGAAGGUGUCCGAGAGGUGAAACCACAAGCCAAUCGCGCCCAGGACCAUUCUCGUGCCCUUCAGGCGCAAGCGAGGGAAUGCGAACACAUUCUCAAAGACCCUCAAGAAUUAUCCUCCAGUGCCCUGGCCUACGACGAGAUUGUAAACAUGAUCGAGAAAGCUCACAUGGCCUCCCAGGCGGCGCUCAACAGCUCUGACGAAGCACACAGCAUGUCUGACGGCGUGGUUGACACAGUGUCGGUGUCCAAAGAACAAAGUGAGGACUUUCUAGAGAAGGCAAGAGAGCUCCAGGACCACGUGGACAAUGACCUCAAACGUAGGAUGGCUACAGCACAUCGUCAACUGGCGACCGUUCGGGCCCAGAACGACAGGAGUGGCAGGGACGUCGAAUACAUCAACAGAGAACUCGACGGUUUGCGUUUCGGUGACGUCAAUGACAAAAUUCGAGGUAGUCUACAGUCCGCAGGAGAGACCCAGUUCUCGGCGUCCAAUACAACUGCCCGCGUCGAGGAGUUCCUGGGCCGUCUACCGGGCGACAAUGUUCACGCCAAGGAAGUUUCCAUUGACAGCGUGGGUGUCAAGGAUUCCCUACUGGCAGCUUCCAGAUUCGUUGAAAAAGCUAUAGAGGAUGUUCCAAAGUUGAACAGGCAAGCAGAUAGGCUCUCGGUGAAGGAUGGAUACAACAAGGCCGCGGCCACUGACGUGAGGGACAAGAUAGAGGAACUCAAACGGAAGGUGGAGUUGGCAAAGGACGAGGCUAAUAGGAUCAAAAUUGGAAUGGAAUUCAACGGAGACCAAACGGUUCAGCUGCGCAACCCUGAGAACCUUCGAGACGCGGCUACUUUCACAGAACUCUCCAUGUACUUCAAGACGGCGCACACCGACGGAGUCCUCUUCUAUUUGGGCAACGAACCCGGCAGUCCUGGAAGGGCGGUUCGUUCCGUUGGACACCAAGACGACUACAUGGCGCUGAUCCUCAGGCACGGGUACCUGGUGUUGAUUGUCAAUCUUGGUGAUGGCGCCGAAGAAAUUCGCCAUAGCAAACGUGUGGCUGAUGGCCAAUGGCAUCAGGUCAUCAUCGACAGAACCGGCAAAACCGUGAACCUCAUUGUGAGAACCGAGGUUGGCGAAGGCGUGGAUGAGAGCAAGGACACACGAUUUCUCCAGGGAACGCACAGCGUCUUCAAUUUGGACCAGGAGCACGCCAAGUUCUACAUCGGUGGAGUGCCCGACCACUCUAUGGUUCAACUUAACCUCGACGACCGCAAUCCCUUCGAGGGCUCCAUUGAGGAACUCGUGUUCGGAUCAUCCCCCAUUGGUCUGUGGAACUUUGCGAAGCGUGAAGGUGAACUUGCCAGUGUGAUGGAACGAGACAGCUUGGUAAUCGUACCAACAUCUAACGGUUUGAGCUUCGAUGGCACCGGGUAUGCCAUUAUCGCCAAGGACAAGAAUUACUUCCGCGAUGGCGUCAGCGUCAGCAUGUCCUUCAAGACAUUCGCAAAUGAAGGCCUCCUCGUCCUUAUUCACAAUAACGCCCCAGCACAUGAGAGAAGAUUUGUGGCCCUGGAGCUUCGUGAUGGUCGCGUAUUGUUCAAGUUCAACCUCGGCGGCCAGUUGACGGUCAUUCCCACUCGCCACAGCUACAACGACGGGAAAUGGCACAGGAUUGAUGGCGGAACAUUCGACAACCAGGCCUCGCUAACGGUCGGAGAGGAGGGGCCACUGUCUACCAUGUACCGUGGAGAAGAGACAACACUGGAGUCCAUAGAUGAUAUCUUCAUUGGCGGUCACCCAAAAGAACACGGCUUCUCAAACGUUACUCGAGUCAAAUUUGAGGGGUGCAUACAAGAUAUGGACUUCGACGCAUUCCGCAUCGACAUGUUGAAGACAAAAGAGGCAUUAGCUGUUAGUUCUGGAUGUCCGCCUUCAGUGGCUCGUGUCAUAUCAUUCACUGGUGACGCCACUGGCUACGUGGCCAUGCCUUCCUCGGACAUCACACAAGACAACCAGAUCACUUUCAAAUUCCGCACGAUUGAACCGGACGGGUUGAUAUUCUACGCCGCCAACGAUGACCAGAGCACGUACCUGGCCAUCGGCAUUCGAGACGGAACGCUCUUUAUGCGUGCCAAACCCGGAGGCGAAGUCAAAACGGAUGUGACGUACAACGAUGGCGUAUGGCACUACGUCACAGCAAGCAGUUACGUAACGCGUCUCAGGCUGGACAUUGAUGACGCCAUUGUUAGACAACUAAAUACAGCAGAACAAGUUUACUUGCCAACGAGCAGCAAGUUGUACUUUGGCGGAGUUCCAGAGUCUUACGAGAUCAACCCAGAAGUGGGUCUGAGCCACGCUCCCUUCUUCAUUGGUUGUCUCGGUGACGUCACUGUACGUGGAGACCAUCAGAACUUCGCUGCAACGGCCGACAGGACUAAUGUUGCGUUAGCAAAAUGUCCUACGUCACUCGAGAGGAAGGACGACGACAAGAUGGUCUCACCAGGAACGGGUGUCAUGCUUGAAGGUGGUUCAGGUAGUCGACCCAGUGUUACGCUACCCGGUUGCGUACUUCCUCUUCAUCCUGCGGAAGACGAAGACUUGAGACCAGACAGCGGGAUCCGCUUUGGAAAUACACCGCACAGUCGGCUGGAGUAUCAUAUCAGUACGUUCCUCAUCGGCAGCCUCCUUGACGAAUCAGUCAUUUCCAUGGAGUUCCGCACGCAGCACAGGGACGGCGUGCUCUUCUACAUUGGCAGCAGUAAUAUGGUCGAUUAUAUCGCCAUCUUUAUGAAGGACGGCAAGGUCCACGUCAUGUUCAGCUGCGGCACGGGCCCUGGACUCAUUAUGUCGUCCGAGUCAUACAACUUGGGCGACUGGCACUCCCUCCAGUUCACAAGACGUGGCCAGGCCGGUACACUUUACAUGGACGAGAAGCCACCAAUUACUGGCACUUCGCAGGGAAUGACCAACUCUCUCAAUCUUCAUUCUCCGGCGUAUUUGGGCGGACUACCCCAAAAUUUGUCGGCCACCGCAAAGCACAUUUUCAAGGGGGUCACGUCAUCUUUCCCUGGCUGUAUUCGAAACUUGGAGGUUCAAAGUGAAGAGCUAAAUAGAGUGAAGAACAGAGUUGAUGUAACGAGGUGCUCGCAGAAGGUAGAAACUGGAAGCUUCUUUGGAGGCAACGGUAGCCGAAUCGUUCUGUACGACAACUACAAGGUGGGCAAGCAGAUGACUCUGGAGCUCGACGUGAAGCCACGCAGACCUUCCGGCGUUCUAGUUGCUGUGCACAGCAACGACCAGAAGGACUUCGUCCUGCUUCAGCUUGCCAACGGAACGAUCAAGUUCAUGGUAGACAACGGAGCAGGCAUUAUAACAGCCGCCGUUGAAGCAGGAAAUCUCUGCGACGGCGAAUGGCACACCAUCAAAGUUGUGAAGAACCAGAACGUGGUGACGCUGAGCGCUGCCGGCCAGAGUAAGGUGGCAUUCGGUACUGGUGGUGUGACGGCUACAGACACGGCUAACCCGUUCUACGUUGGAGGAGUGCCUGACCCUGCGAACACUCGCGCCGUCGAGACGACGGACCAGUACGUCGGCUGCAUCCGCUAUUUGCAGAUCAACAGCAAGUUGCAGUCCCUUGCAGAGAGCAAGGUCCACGGCGAUGUGCAUCUCAACUCCUGCCCUACCAUCUAAGAUACAGCAGGAGUUUUUCUUCUCCCUCUAAUUUCAUGUCUCUUCGGCGGUCGUGUAGAACUCGCUCGACUGUGAAAUGGUAGUACGAAUGCAGUUAUUUUCUCAACCUCAAUGCAUAGAAAACAGUAUACUACUUUGAAUACGGUUGUAUUUUGUCACAUUGGCUCUUCGCUAACAGUGCUCAGGCCGUUUUACGGCUAAAGCCACUGCCAAAAAAACGCUGGAUCAGUACAUAGGAAUCAACACGAAUAACACGCACGUACUAAUAUUUCACACUGCACGAUUUGCACAUCUUUAUUUCUCUGGAGCUUACUGUCUGACGCUACAGACGCUACAAUCAGACAACACAAUCACAAUCACAAAUCCUGUACCCUGCAAUCAAGAAACACGGGACGUAGGAGAUUGAGAGCACCGCCAGCAAACGGGCUUCGUCGACAGAUGCGCCACCCCACUAUGUGUUUGAGCGCCCAUGGUAAUUUCAAGAGAACCGUCCCACAAUGGUAGUAUUGCAUAUGACCAAGCAAUACUACCUAGCGAUAAUAUAGCUGGCGUGGUUUACCUUCAGUUGGACUUCUCAGAUGAUCAGCGUGAUCAAGCCCCAGCCCGAUGGCGCCAUCUUUUAUUUCUGUGGUUGCUGCGAACCGGUGUGUCGCGUCACGAUGUUGAGCGCUUGCGUGAAUACGAGGCCCCGUACAAUUGUAAACGUUGAGUUGUUCUGACGUCAGUUCAAGACUCUAAGCAAGCACAAAAACAUGCUUCCCUCUCCCAAGCCGAUGGAAUAAAAUGCCCUUUUGCUUUCAA
Molecule: messenger RNA, 11918 nt
Organism: Ornithodoros turicata
Lineage: Eukaryota; Metazoa; Arthropoda; Arachnida; Ixodida; Argasidae
Gene: LanA
Product: laminin subunit alpha-like
Exons: 64
Coding region: 186-11117 (3643 amino acids)
Biological process (GO): regulation of embryonic development; tissue development; animal organ morphogenesis
Molecular function (GO): signaling receptor binding
Source: RefSeq, a predicted model, not a curated record